This is a messenger RNA of Spodoptera litura, 581 nucleotides long. RefSeq names its product thioredoxin domain-containing protein 17. Lineage: Eukaryota; Metazoa; Arthropoda; Insecta; Lepidoptera; Noctuidae. Gene Ontology annotation, molecular function: protein-disulfide reductase [NAD(P)H] activity. The record is from RefSeq and is a predicted model, not a curated record. Gene Ontology annotation, cellular component: cytosol.
AUUACAAAAUCAAUCGUGUCAUUUGCUUGCUGUCAUUGCCCUGUUAUCCUUUCUACCGGCCGUAUACAAUUUCCUUUGUGUAUUCUAAGUGAAAAUGGUGACGAUACUUGAAUUGCAUGGAUAUGAGGAGUUUCAAAAAUAUGUUGCUAACAUAGAACCAAAUCAACCAAAUAGCCGCCCCGUAGUAGUGUACUUCAGUGGUGAAAAGCUGCCUUCUGGAGAAAGUUGGUGCAUUGAUUGUGUUGAAGCUGAACCUGUAGUGAAGGCUUACCUAAAUGAGCUGAAAAAAGAAAUCACAUUUGUCUAUGUUGAUGUCGGCAACCGUGAAACGUGGAAGGACAAAGCUUGUCCAUUCCGGACAGACAGCCGCACGAAACUCAUGGUGAUUCCAACAAUCAUUCUGUGGAAUGGCGUUCGGAGACUGGAAGGCAGUCAGUGUGCAAAGAGAGACCUACUGAACAUGCUGUUUGAAGACGAAGAUUGAAAACUCAACAAGUAACUCCUCUAAUCUAACAUAAUAUAUUAUAUUCUUGUAUAUAACAUAAGAAAGUGAAGUUCACAUUAAAAUCGAUACAAAAAUC